Mesocestoides corti is the source of this 1647-nucleotide messenger RNA. NCBI's taxonomy places the organism in Eukaryota, Metazoa, Platyhelminthes, Cestoda, Cyclophyllidea, Mesocestoididae. The record is from the annotation of a GenBank genome assembly.
AUGUAUGGUUCCAAUGAUAAUUACUAUAAUACGCUAUUCACGCCUAUGUCUUACGAUUUGGGAGAGGGGCGAAGUAUGUUGCCACCUCCUCCUCCACGUCCAACUCAGCCAACUCCCUCCACUCACAUCCCAGUCGACUUUGCUACUGCCUUAGCCCUGGCCGCAGCAACUGCUGCCGCUAAUUCUAAUAACUUAAGUGGAAGUUCCAGUGGCAACACAAAUGGAGCAGCCGACAGAGACAGAAUUUGUGAUUACUCGCCGAAUUGCUAUGCCCCUCAUUCUAACUCUCCUGCUGAUUAUACUGCGAUGUACUACCCUCGUAGUGCAACUGUGGGUGGUGAAAACAGCACCUUCUACCCUACGUCAACGUCGUGGACUUAUCAGCCAUCCCAGCAGGACUGCGAUCCUCUUUACCUACGGACUGCGGGUAGUAGUUAUAAUGCAGGAGACCCUCUUCAAUCAUCGCCAUUCAAUGGCCAGUUUAACGAUCGCAUAGGGGUGAAUACUUCUCCUUACAUGAUGUAUACUAAUGGAGGUGGCGAAGACCUCGCUGAUCGAUUUAACUGUGUCAGUUUAAAUGAUGCCAUGGUGGCUCAGCAACCUCAUGUCUAUCCUGCAUCUCCACUGCAGCAAAAUGAUCCUCUGCUUAGUAAUCAGUGGCAAUCGUAUGAUCGUAAUGCUAUAGGUAUUGCUGGACCAGGGGGUGGCCGACUCAAUGAACGGUACCAUCAAGCAAGCUGCGACCCAGUGUUUGCUACCAAUGGUGAUGGACAACGGACGUGGGCAAUUGUCGCCGGAAUGAAAUCCACCCCUGACUCUGCUGAUAUCUCCAACUGGACGGGGACUAAGCGAUCCCCACAAUUCACUACGGAUAUGGUGAAUGUGGGCCUUAAUCCCGAUUUCACAGAUGUUGCAGGACUUGGCUUUAGACACAACCUCCAUCGCCAGCGAAUACAAAAGACUAGCGAUCGACCUACUCCGGGUGCUCGACAUGGUAUAAUUCGCAAUGGUGCCUAUGAACGUCUGAACGACUCAGGUACCUCUGAACUCGAGGAGGCCGUAGCCAAAGCCCCGAUCCUCCGCGGCGAAUCCCUUCAAGCUCGUCUUAUGCGCCAAAUCAAUCCUCCCACCUUUAAUACCAGCCCUUCACGAGCGCGCUUUUUCGUCAUCAAAUCCUUCUCCGAGGACGACAUUCACCGCUCCAUUAAAUACUCAAUCUGGUGUUCAACAGAAGCAGGGAACAAAAAACUGAACACUGCCUACACUGAAGCCGCGAGCGCUGGCGUACCUAUUUACCUGUUUUUUUCGGUAAAUGGGUCUGGUCACUUCUGCGGCAUCGCGGAAAUGACCUCCGGCGUGGACUACUCUACGCGAUCAGGUGUCUGGGCACAAGACAAGUGGCAGGGCCAAUUUUCGGUCAAAUGGAUCUAUGUAAAGGAUGUCCCCAAUAUGGUGCUGAGACACAUUCAUUUGGAAACCAAUGACAACAAACCGGUGACUCAUUCGAGGGAUACUACCGAGGUCCCCUUAGAGCAUGGCCAACAAGUGUUAGACAUUUUUGCUAAGUAUGACAACGCUACGUCUAUCCUGGAUGACUUCGAUUACUAUGAGAGGAGGGAACAACAGGAGGUAUGCCGAUUCCAUUAA